AUGGCACUUAAACGCAUUAAUAAGGAACUUCUUGAACUUAAUAAAAACCCUCCGGUUGGAGUGAGCGCUGGUCCACUCGAGGAAGACAUGUUUCAAUGGCAAGGUACAAUUCUCGGACCCCCUAAUAGUCCAUAUAAGGGUGGCAUAUUUCGCCUCAAGAUUGAAUUCUCUACAGAUUAUCCAUUUAAACCACCUUCAAUUAAAUUUAUCACACGAAUAUAUCAUCCCAAUAUCGACGAGGAUGGUUCGAUCUGUGUAAAUCUACUAAAAUCGGACGUCUGGAAACCAGCCACAAAGAUAGCACAAGUGCUCGAAUCGAUCGCAUAUCUAUUAGAAAAUCCAAACCCGGAUGAUGCUUUAGUGGCCUCUAUAGCAGAGUGA
Molecule: messenger RNA, 381 nt
Organism: Ambispora leptoticha
Lineage: Eukaryota; Fungi; Glomeromycota; Glomeromycetes; Archaeosporales; Ambisporaceae
Source: the annotation of a GenBank genome assembly